Molecule: messenger RNA, 2289 nt
Organism: Penicillium daleae
Lineage: Eukaryota; Fungi; Ascomycota; Eurotiomycetes; Eurotiales; Aspergillaceae
Product: putative sugar hydrolase
Exons: 5
Coding region: 1-2289 (762 amino acids)
Biological process (GO): carbohydrate metabolic process
Molecular function (GO): carbohydrate binding; hydrolase activity, hydrolyzing O-glycosyl compounds
Source: RefSeq, a predicted model, not a curated record
AUGAAGUUCACCGAGGGAAUGUGGUCCCUUCAGGAAGGCGUUCGCAUUGAGUGGAUGAGCAACAUCGAGCGACUGCGCACUGAGAACGAGACGGUUCAUCUACUUCUGAACAAACUCCAGAGAAGCCGUGGAGACACCUUGAACUCACCCACCAUCUCGGCGCAAGUCACCUCGCCACAGGAAGGAAUAAUCGGCGUCAAGCUCGUCCACUGGGCUGGACAAGUCGACAAUGGUCCGCACUAUCAUCUCAACACAACCACUGGCCACACCAACAUCACACACGACAAGGAUACUAACAAACUCAACUACACUAGUGGUCCUCUAGCCCUGGACGUCAACACCGCAGCCAACGAGCUCGACUUUAUCUUCCGCUCCCCAAGCGGCAAGAAACUCACCGGCCACUCAUGGCGCUCAAUCGGAUACGUCGCAGACCAACGCACCGAGAAGCACCGCUACGAAGACGGGAUCUACGCAGAGAAGCAGGGCUACAUACUCGCGGAGCUCGAUCUCGGUGUAGGCGAGAAAGUCUACGGCCUGGGUGAACGGUUCGGUCCGUUUGUUAAGAAUGGGCAGACCGUGGAUAUGUGGAACGAGGAUGGUGGUACCAGUUCUGAGCUGGCGUAUAAGAAUAUCCCAUUCUACAUGUCCUCGAAGGGAUAUGGUGUGUUUGUCAAUCACCCUGGCAAGAUUAGUCUCGAGGUUCAAUCUGAGCGGACUACAAGAGUUAAUAUCUCCGUGCCGGGAGAGGAAAUUGAGUACUUCAUCGUCUACGGUGACUCGCCCAAGGAUGUCCUGCGGAGAUAUACUACUCUUACGGGUCGGCCGGGCUUGGUUCCAUCUUGGAGCUACAAUCUCUGGCUGACGACCAGUUUCACGACCAACUACGACGAGCAAACAGUGACAGGAUUCCUGGAUGGAUUCCGGGACCGUGAUAUCCCACUGGGGGUCUUCCAUUUCGACUGCUUCUGGAUGAAGUCGUACCAAUGGUGCGACUUCCAAUUCGACGAGGAGAUGUUCCCCGACGCAGGAGGAUAUCUUAAGCGCCUAAAGGAGCGUGGUCUACGCAUCAGCGUCUGGAUAAACCCCUACGUCGGACAAGCAUCCCCUCUAUUCGAAGAAGGCAAGAAGAACGGAUACUUCAUCAAGCGCACCGAUGGCUCCGUCUGGCAAUGGGACUUCUGGCAAGCCGGCAUGGCCGUCGUCGACUUCACCAACCCCGCCGCCUGCACCUGGUACAGCAGCCACCUCGAACGCCUAAUGAGCAUGGGCGUGGACAGCUUCAAAACCGACUUCGCCGAACGCAUCCCCGUCAAGGGCAUCAAAUACCACAACAACGCCGAUCCAGAACGCAUGCACAACUACUACGCCCUCCUCUACAACCGCAUCGUCUACGAAACCCUCAGCAACCGCGUCGGUCCCAAUCAAGGCCUCCUCUUCGCUCGCAGCACCGCACCAGGCGGCCAAGCAUACCCCGUCCACUGGGGCGGUGACUGCGAGAGCACCUUUGAAGCGAUGGCCGAGUCAUUGCGCGGUGGCCUUAGUCUCAUGUUAUGCGGGUAUAUUUUCUGGGCGUCUGAUAUUGGCGGAUUCGAAGGAACACCACCACCAGCGCUGUACAAGCGAUGGGUGCAAUUCGGCCUGUUAUCAUCACACUCGCGACUGCACGGGUCCUCCUCGUUCCGCGUCCCGUGGAUCUACGGCGAAGAUUGCUCGGCCGUGUUGCGCGAUUGCGUGAAGCGCAAGAUCCUGCUUACGCCGUAUAUCCUUGCCGAAGCUUUGCGGGGCCAUCGUGAGGGAACUCCGCUCAUGAGAGCACUUUUCUUGGAGUUCCCUGCGGACUUGAAUACGUAUGCUAUUGAUACGCAGUAUAUGUUUGGGUCGAACUUGUUGGUUGCACCUGUGUUCUCUGAGGAUGGCGAGGUUACGUUCUACGUGCCGAAGACCGAGGAUGAGGGUGCUGGCAAGUGGGUGUCUUGGUUUGAUCAUUCCAAGUCGUAUGAGGGUGGACAGUGGUACACGGAGACUCAUGACUUUGAUACAUUGCCUAUCCUGAUCCGCCCGGGCUCGGUGACGGUGACAAAUCCUAAGAUCAAGGCGCCAGAGGAUGAUGCGCUGCAGGGGAUUCAGUUGUUGAUCAAUGGCACUUUGCCUGCUGGGACUGCUGUCGAGGUUGUGAAUCCGGGUCAGACUGAUCAGGUCCUGAAGACGCUGCGGUUGACUACUGCUGCUGAUGGCAAGAUUGUUGACGUGGAAGGUCAUGAAGUGGAGGUGGUUUAUAUUGGACAGUGA